Temnothorax curvispinosus is the source of this 608-nucleotide messenger RNA. It is a transcript of the gene RpS28b, whose product is annotated as 40S ribosomal protein S28. Gene Ontology annotation, biological process: maturation of SSU-rRNA; translation; ribosomal small subunit assembly. Bases 86 to 283 code for a protein of 65 amino acids. Gene Ontology annotation, molecular function: structural constituent of ribosome. NCBI's taxonomy places the organism in Eukaryota, Metazoa, Arthropoda, Insecta, Hymenoptera, Formicidae. Gene Ontology annotation, cellular component: ribosome; cytosolic small ribosomal subunit. The record is from RefSeq and is a predicted model, not a curated record. The transcript has a single exon.
GCGUGCCGUCUGCCGUCGCGUGCUCUUCCAUUUGCGCCAGACACCUUUUCCAAGUCGCAAUCCACGUGAGAGAGAGGCGAUCACUAUGGAUAAACCAGUCGUUUUGGCGCGCGUCAUCAAGGUCCUGGGCCGCACCGGCUCGCAGGGGCAGUGUACCCAGGUGAAGGUGGAGUUCCUGGGCGAGCAGAAUCGGCAGAUUAUCAGGAACGUGAAGGGACCGGUACGAGAGGGCGAUCUCCUAACCUUGCUCGAGUCCGAGCGCGAGGCGAGAAGGCUGCGAUAAUGCGGGGCUUCGUUAACGCCGAAAGGAAAACCGGUCGCCAGCCGCCGUCACCGCUACCGGACCUCACCAGCUACGCAUUUCCCGAACGUGGAUCCCUCCCACGCAUGGAUCAUGGAUCAUGGAUCGUGGAUCAUGGGUCGUGCAUCGCAGAUCAUGGGUCGUACAUCGCAGAUCAUGGAUCAUCGAUCGUCGACAAUGGGCAUUCCUGACAUCCGAGUCUCUUGGAGGACGCUGGAGGAUCACGGGACGGGAUCACGUUUUCUUGGAAACAUUCCUGACGCAUGAGAAUUCCACUUUUGCAAUAAAUCUCGGCUGGUAACCACAA